This is a messenger RNA of Pollicipes pollicipes, 3850 nucleotides long. RefSeq lists its product as uncharacterized. The record is from RefSeq and is a predicted model, not a curated record. The coding region runs from base 1 to 2094 and encodes 697 amino acids. The transcript is spliced from 4 exons. NCBI's taxonomy places the organism in Eukaryota, Metazoa, Arthropoda, Thecostraca, Pollicipedomorpha, Pollicipedidae.
AUGGAUCCCCCGGUGCCGGCCGAGGUGGUCGUGUCGUCGCACUCUUCCUACGUAAAGGGCGGCGGGCGCACCGACCGGCUGCUGUCGGGCGACGCGAGCACCGGCAUCACCGUCGUCGGCGGCGACGGCAUCCCGGUGGUGUACGGCGUGCGCGUGCACGAGACCGAGGCCGAGCGCAACGCCCCCGUCUGGCGCAACGCGCGCGUCAUCGACAACAAGCUCUUCCCGGGCGGGGGCUCGCCGCCGCCGCCGCUCGGGCGCAUCCUGAGCUACGGCAGCGGGCCGGCGUUUGGCUUUCAGCGCCCGAGCACGUCGAGCACGCUGCCGCCGUUCUACUAUCAAUCGUACUACGACCCUGAGCGGAAGACGGAGCGGAAGACGGAGCGGAAGACCGAGCGGCCUGGCGCCGGGCGCUUCCAGUACCCUGCGCAGCAGUCGGUGCACAGCCAGGCCUUCAAGGUGGUGCAGGGGCCCUCAAUCCGGCCCUCUCGGCAACCAAUCCUCGCCGAGGAGCCGGCCGCCGACGGCGGCUCCCACCCAGCGGUCGCCUACGAGCCGACCACGCCGCACGCGGCGGCGACCCUGACCACCUCUGCGCCUGUGUACCACGCCUACCUCGACCACAGCUUCAACCGGCCGGUGGGUAGCGACCAGACGCUGAGGCGACCCGAGACGCAGCUGCAGUACACCUACACGCCUGAGAACAAGCUGCAGUACAGCUACAGCGCGCCGGCGGCGGCGGCGGCGGCGGGCAGCAAGUUCCACGCGCAGAGCGGCCUGCAGGCGCCCGUCUCCUCCUACAAGGCGCCCGUGUCGCGGCCGACGGUCGCGGCGUAUCCGGCGUCGGUCGGGCAGCAGGCCGCGCCGACACGCCAGCGGCCGACGGCGCCGCAGCGGCCGGGCGCGCAGUCCCAGUUCGAGCACCGGUUCCAGACGGUGCCAGCGCCGGCUUCCUCUGGCGGAUUCCGCUUCCCGACCGAGGGCAGCAAGGAGAAGCCGGCCGGCCAGAUCCUCUCGCCGGGCUCGUACCAGCUGCCCGAGGCGGCCACCAAGUUCCAGAACUCGGUCGACCCGUUCUCCGGCCGCCCGGUCAGCCCCGAUCAGUUCAAGAUCAAGCAGAUGGCGUUCCAGUCGGUGCCCGGCGGGCCGAUAGUCAACAUCCCCGUGCCGAUCCCCAACGGCCAGAAGACCAAGCCGUCGCGCAAGCCGAGCCGUCGCUUGUCCUUCCUCAGCGGCCUGUUCGGCGGCUCGAAGCGGCCGUCCAAGGACCGCUUCAGCCAGCAGCAGCAGCAGCUGACCGGCGCGCCGUCCACCUACUACGCCUCGGGCCAGCAGUACGACCAAUACGACCCGUACGGCGCCGAGUAUGACCAGAACGGCUUCCGCAAGCCGACGCUGUACGACACCCUCACGGACCCGAUCCGCAAACUGGGCGAGAACGUCAUCGAGUUCACGAAGCCGGUGACGCAGCCGUUCCGGGACGCGACGGACCGGCUGACCGAGGAGCUGGGCCUGACGGCGCCCUACCCCACCGACCAGCCGACCGACAAGCAGGGUGGCGGCGGCGAGGCGCUGCUCGUCGGCGGCCUCGUGGCCGGCGCCGGCGCGCUGGCCGGCCUCAGCUUCCUCGUGUACGCCAACACGGUGACCAACAACACGCACUACAUCAUCGGUCGGCGGCGGCGCUCGCUCGGCGACGAGGACGAGUCGCUGCUGACGAACCUGGUGGACGGCCUGGACGAGGUGCAGGCUGACUUCCUCGGCGCGCUGCGGCGCGAGGGCUUCCACCAGUGGAGCCGCGGCCCGUGUGCGAAGCGCAUCUUCUGCGACUUCAUGACGCGCCAGGACAGCGGCACCGUCAGGAGCGUCGGCAGCAAGGUCACCACCUUCCUCUCAUACCUGGACCGGGGGGAGCCGGACGGUCUGAUGGCCCAGGCGCGGCAGCUGCAGAAGGCCAUCGAGCGGCGAGAGUGCGCCCUCUUCAGCUGCGGUGGCGACACGGUCGACCCCAGCCGCAUCAAGGUCGUCCCCAGCUCAACGUCAGGCGCCGAUGGUGACAAGAAGCGCCGGCCAACCGAGCUCAGGCCACGCUAGAUCGGGUCUGAGCAGACCCUCAGGCCGCGCAGGUCUGGUCUGAGCAGACCCUCAGGCCGCGCCAUGUCCGGUCUGCUCGAGUCAGACCGCGUCAGAUCCGGUCUGCUCAAAUCCAGACCUUAUCAGGUCCGGUCUGAUCAGGUGCAGGCCUCGCUUGGCCUGGUUUGACCAGAUGCAGACCUCGCUCGGCCCGGUUUGACCAAGCUCAGGUCCCCACGAGGCCCAGUCUGACCAAGCCCAGGUCCCCAGAGGCCCUGUCUGACCAAGCCCAGGUCCCGUGAGGCCCGGUUUGACCAAGCUCAGGUCCCCUGAGGCCCGGUCUGAUCACACCUUUGGUCGCACUCCGACGUGGCGGUAUCAAACCGGGACUCCACCGAUUACCGAGGCUACGCCGGCGUCUAUCGAGUGGCAUGACGCAGAAUCAGGACUCUCCACUGUGUCGGGACGGGACCCGUGGAUCUGCUGUGCGCUGUGGUCGACUCCCGUGCCGUGGCUCCAACUCCAAGGGUCACGGACGCGACACGGGGAGACCGCUGCCUCCGGUCAGCGCCGCUGACUCGUCCUUCGCGCCAGGCUUGCUUCAAAGACAGGUCAUCAACACCCGCGGUGCUUUAACAGCGAUGAACCGAGCACUCAUGUCCAGCGGCCCGGCAUCCAGGACCGCGCGGCGCCUAGCUGGCUUGUUCCGGGACUGCGGUGGCUGGGCGCCGCACGUGGGCGGCUCGGAACCGGCGCGUCGUGACGGAGCCGACCCGGGGUCACGACCCGCGGCGGGCGGCGCCUGACCUCUGACCUGGGCCGGAUGUGGCGGACGGAAGCGGCCGGCGCGCUCCGCCCCGCGCUCGAGCCCUCUCGCGGCCCGGAUCCGCACCGACCCCCGUUGCGGAGAGGUGCUGGCCGGCGGCCGUUCCGUGCGCUGUGUCUCGCUGCUGCGCGCGCCUAUCGGUCGGCGUCGGAUCCGACGGGCACCGGCUCGGUCUGACGUGAAUCGCUCUGUUGCCGUGUGGCGAUUAGUACGGAGGGGUUCGCACGGCUGUUGCGUUGCUCGCCGUGUUGUUCUGAACACUCUUCAGUGUUCUUUGUUGUUCAUGUUUGGAAAGGCUUCGCCCGGGUUCAAACAGGCGAAUGAAAUGGUCGCCAACAGGCUCCACCGAUUUUGCAUGCGUGAUGAUAUUCCCGUUGUGGUUGGGCUACAACACCACCGCGUUGCUGCCGUACCGCCGACCGUUUCGUGUCAGGUGAACCGGCGGUUUUCGUUCGCAUAUGUUGAUUAUUUAUUUCGCACUAAUUACUGUCAUAUAUACAUGAUCGGAACGUCGCACGGUAUUGGGAAGCCCGCCAGAGCUUGGUCCCCGAUAUGACGCCUCGGCUCAUGCCAUUGUCCCGAUGCGUUGUUGGCCGACCGUUGAACUAUGGAAGCUUGCACCCCAGGCGGUAUUUGUACUCCCAAAGGGAAACCACUAAGCAGUAACGCAGACCAUCCGGAUAGCUGGAUCCACGUGCUCAACACAGUUGUGCCGUUUGCUGCACCUAAGUCAUCGCACGUACACAAGUGUAAGAGCGUGCUCAAAUGGACGUGUCCACGAGCUAUUGCGCAGUUAAGGGAGCGUUCUGCUCGCUGUGUGUUCAUCAUGUUGUGAGACAGUGUGUUUGGCAGAUAUGUAAACUGUGUGGAUUGCUAUAUGUAGCCUGAUCAACAGUGUAGGUGCCUUGACAGCAACAGCAAUGUAUGUGAAUAAACAUCAAUCCUGUGUAA